This is a messenger RNA of Cariama cristata (Red-legged seriema), 1257 nucleotides long. RefSeq names its product stomatin (EPB72)-like 1 (gene STOML1). The record is from RefSeq and is a predicted model, not a curated record. NCBI's taxonomy places the organism in Eukaryota, Metazoa, Chordata, Aves, Cariamiformes, Cariamidae. The transcript is spliced from 8 exons. The coding region runs from base 1 to 1257 and encodes 418 amino acids. Gene Ontology annotation, cellular component: plasma membrane.
AUGUUCAGCCGGUCAGGAUAUCAGGCCCUUCCCUUGGGAGACUUUGACCGCUUCCAACAGUCCAGCAUUGGGCUCUACGGUGCCCAGAAGGGCUUCUUCUCCUUCGGAUCCAAGCAAGACCCUCUGGGACCGGCUGGGAAUACCACAGAUUCCUCCCAGGGUUGGCUGUCCUGGAUCUGCCAUGGGAUUAUCACCUCCUUGGUCUUCUUGUUGAUGGUUGUCACCUUCCCCAUCUCAGGAUGGUUUGCCUUGAAGAUCGUGCCCGCCUACGAGCGAAUGAUCAUCUUCCGCCUGGGCCGCAUCCGGGCACCGCAGGGACCCGGCGUGGUCCUGCUGCUGCCCUUCAUCGAUAACUGGCAGCGAGUGGAUCUGAGGACGAGGGCCUUCAAUGUGCCCCCCUGCAAGCUGACUUCCAAGGAUGGGGCGGUCAUCUCCAUGGGCGCCGACGUCCAAUUCCGGGUGUGGGACCCCGUGUUGUCAGUCAUGAUGGUGAAGGACCUCAUCGCGGCCACCCGGAUGACGGCGCAGAACGCCAUGACCAAGACCUUGGUGAAGAAAAGCCUCCGUGAGAUCCAGGUGGAGAAGCUGAGGAUCGGGGAGCAGCUGCUGCUGGAAAUCAACGACAUGACCAAAUCCUGGGGCCUGGAGGUGGACCGGGUGGAGCUGAGCAUGGAGGCUGUGCUGCAGCCACCCCGGGAGAACCUGGUGGGCCCUCUGGGCACCGUGCCACCCGUGCCUGGGCUGGAGGGACUGGAUGGCACCAUUCAGCAGCUGGCUGCCCAUUUCUUCAGCAGCACCCUGGCUCUGGCAGGCAGUGGGACCGACGCUCCGGAGGCAGACAGCGUGGAGACGGUGAACGAGGUGGAACCUCCCCCCGCUCCUCUCCUCACCACCAUCAGUAGCACCUGGAGGAAGCCCAGCGCAGAUGAGCUGCUCUCAGCAGUGGAGCCUGUCCUCUCCGAGGCCCUGGUCGGCCAAGUGGGAGCAUCCUACCAGGUCAACAUCAUCCUGCCCAACGGCACCCAGAGCACCUACUUCAUAGACCUCUCCUCAGGCAGUGGGCGAGCUGGCCGUGGCAUGCCUGAGGGCAGCCCCGACGUCAUUCUGGAGGUGGCGGAGAAAGACCUGCAAGACCUCUUUUUGGGUGACCUGCGCCCCUUGAGUGCCUACAUGAGCGGGAGGCUGCAGGUGAAAGGCGACCUGCACCUUGCCCUGAAGCUGGAGGAGCUCGUCAAGGCGAUGAAGCAACGUGUGUGA